Striga asiatica is the source of this 366-nucleotide messenger RNA. The record is from the annotation of a GenBank genome assembly. NCBI's taxonomy places the organism in Eukaryota, Viridiplantae, Streptophyta, Magnoliopsida, Lamiales, Orobanchaceae.
AUGCAUGAGGAGGCAAAUGUGCAUAAUGGAGAGUGUAGUGUGUCUGCUAGAGAGAAGAGGUCAAGAAAAAGGAAAAAAGUAGUGGAGGAAGACAAUCAGUUCGUGGGGAUGUUGUCGUCCUUCUGCAAGGAGACUGCGAAGAACAUAUCGGACAUGGUAGUGAGGGUCGGUCAUGCCCACGAUGCGACCAAAAGACGUGGCAAGGUGUACGAGGUCUUAAAUGGUAUGCCCAACCUAACCAUGGAAGAAAAGCUACUAACCACCAAAUACCUUUGCAAUAAGACUGAAGAGCUAGACAUGUUUUUUAGCCUUGAUGACGAUGCGCGGGUGAAAAUGGUUCAAAUGAUUGUCGAAAAUAGGUUUUAG